This is a messenger RNA of Exophiala oligosperma, 2300 nucleotides long. RefSeq lists its product as uncharacterized. NCBI's taxonomy places the organism in Eukaryota, Fungi, Ascomycota, Eurotiomycetes, Chaetothyriales, Herpotrichiellaceae. The record is from RefSeq and is a predicted model, not a curated record. The transcript is spliced from 2 exons. Gene Ontology annotation, molecular function: phosphoric diester hydrolase activity. Gene Ontology annotation, biological process: lipid metabolic process. The coding region runs from base 425 to 1954 and encodes 509 amino acids.
GAACAGUAGAAUAUACGACAGCCUGUUCACUGUCCAUUCACACUUACCAUACCACCACCAUUCUCCUCGAUCUCAGCACUGCCUCAACUGGACCACCACUCUACAAGCGCAUGCAUAAUACAAGUACACCCAGCAGGACAAGCGCACACAUAUCGAACGACACUGCAGUUCUUGGCCUACAGCAACAAGAUACCUUGCCGCCGGUGCCGUCUUACCGCUUCCCUGGCGAGCCCGAUCAAUCGGCCCUCGCAUUGUCAAUCCCAGGCCUCGGCUGCACGAUCUGGCCAGUGGCACCAUCCCCCGGUCCAUUCACGCCCGCCAAACCCACGCUCUCGUCCCGCCCCUGGCUAGACCUUAAGUAAUCGAAGAUACCCCUCCCCCGAUCCUGUUGGACGCUCUCUUCAGCCUGGAGGCGCGCCAGACAAUGCCUCAAUUUUCUCCCGCAGGCUGUCGGGGUUUUCACGGUACACAAAAUAUUCCUCUUCACAACGAGCCAUCGACCGAAGCAGAACGUGUUCCCUUCUUGACGCAGGAUCAGGCCUUCAUUGCUGGUUCAGACCUGGAAAAUGGAGCCUCUCCAGACCCAUCUGCCGAUAGAUCCGACACCGACAAGUCUCCAAUAAUUACAGUCGCCUCUUUUCCUGCAUCUUACACCGCCAACCACCACAUCAGCAGUCCGGUUCCUCCUAGAUGGCGGUGGACAGAAAGAAUACCUUUGUUAAGUGCAUGGUUUGGUCGGGGUUAUUUUGCCAGACACAAAGAGCGUCCCAGUGAGAAGAAGCCAUCAUCAAAACAUCCAGUGAGGAGAAUUUUUCGCUUGUUGGCGUACUCACUCAUGUUACUUGGUCUGUUGGAAUUCAUCGCGCUAGCUUGUGGCGUCUUCGUCUCCUUCUUUCCUUCAGAUGUGUCUGACGAGAAUGAUCAGUUGAAGCCAAGCAGCGAUGUCCCAUCUGACCUGGGCCAAUGGCCUACCGACUUCUCAGCAGAUGUGCAUGCGGUUGCUUGUCACUCACACAAUGACUACUGGCGCAAGGAGCCUCUGUUCUCUGCGCUGAGGGCCGGGUGCACCGGCGUUGAGGCUGACGUCUGGCUCUACGACCAAGAAUUAUAUGUAGGACACACCACUGCUUCUCUCACUCCUCAACGAACACUGCGCAGCCUCUACAUUGAUCCGUUGGUGAAGAUCUUGGACCAACAGAAUCCCACAACCUCAUUCCACCCUUCGCUAGACGCUCGCCGAGGUGGCGUGUUUGAUACCGAUCCUGCACAAACACUUGUCCUUCUGAUUGACUUCAAGAACGAUGGAAAGGCAAUCUGGCCGUACGUUUCGGAACAGCUCGCCCCUCUUCGACAAAAGGGCUAUCUCACUCAUUUCAACGGCACCAAGACCGUCGAGGGACCUGUAACUGUGGUGGUUACCGGAAACGCCCCGUACAUGAAUGUAGUGGCGAGCCCACACUAUCGAGACAUGUUCUUUGACGCACCCUUGGACAUUCUCGAAAAGCUAGACCCCGGCACUCCUCCGAUCAAACACCCACGUGUCACUGCCGAAGACCUUCACGCUCCGACUAAACGCGGUGUUCCUAACAAGGGUCAAGGCCGUUCAGGUGCAGCCCCGGAAAACGCCGCUAUCUACGCCCCUACAAAUUCGUACUAUGCCUCGGUCAACUUCAAGAGCAGUAUCGGCUACCCGUGGCGAGGCAGACUAUCGUCAAGACAGAUCGAGAAGAUUCGCAAGCAGAUCGCUGGUGCACACAAUCGUGGUCUCAAAGUCAGAUACUGGGGCGUACCCAGUUGGCCUAGAGGCAUGAGAAACUAUUUGUGGCGCGUCCUUUACCAAGAAGGUGUGGAUUAUCUAAAUGUCGACGAUCUGCGUGCCGCCACCCAAGGUACCUGGAACUGGGACAAGAAGUCGUCCUGGUUCAGCGGACCCUGGCGGUUCUGGUCGAGCUAGAGAUCAUUUAUCCAGUUGGAAAGCUCUCUUGCGAAGGAAGUUGACGUUAUGAUUUUUGAAUGAAAUGAAACACACAAUGUGCUACGGCUCUUACGAGGAUCUAGAAGGAGGUGGGACGAGCUCGCUUUCCUCGGGCCAAAAACAAAACUGAAAGUGAAGAGAAAGAAUUGAAGACACUCUUGGUUACGGAGAAUGGGCAUAAAGCAGGGAGUUUAGACGCAUAGGAAUCGAGUCCUUUAAGAAGCCGCCAAAGGUAUGGUACAAGCAGCACUUUAUGUUAUGAUACCCCGGGCUCUCAUCUUGGAGCCUUACUUUAUCGAAUGACGAGUUACAGUAUUCAAUCGCG